CCCCUUCCUCCCUUUCUUAGUUUCAUUUUCACUAGCCACACUAACCCCGUUUUCAGGAAGCUUUAGCUAAAGUCAUGGAUUCCAGAUGCAUGGAAAUAGCUGCCCUGGGAAGACCUCUAUAUCCUGGCAUGUUGUAUGAUUGCCGGAGUGACUCCUUUAUUCCAGGUGUUACAUUAUGGAAUAAGAAUGCAUUGCGUGAUGACCUUGAUGUGCGUCCUAAGCCGAAAACCCAUCUAGAUUUUGCUGCCUCUGACAGUCUCAGUGAAAAGGCAAACCUCCUAGAUAUAAAUGCUUCCCUUGAAGCCAGUUUUCUAAGUGGAUUGGUGGAAGUUGGAGGAUCAGCCAAGUACCUGCUAGAUACCAAAUCCUCAACACGUCAGUGCAGAGUUACUAUGCAGUACAGCCAGACAACAAAAUUUGAGCAGCUCACUAUGAAGGAGCUUGGUAAUAUCACCUAUCCAGAAGUAUUUGACCAGAAAACAGCCACGCAUGUAGUUACAGCAGUACUGUAUGGAGCUCAGGUUUUUAUGGUGUUUGAUUAUACCAGUGCAGAAAAUGAGAGCAAACAGGAAAUUGAAGGAAACCUUCAUGCACUGGUCAAGAAGGUCCCUAAUUUUUCCCUAGAUGGGGAAGCAUCCCUAAACAUGACUGAAGAUGAAAAAAAAAUGGCUAAAAAUAUUAGCGUCAAAUUUUAUGGUGACAUUGAGCUUGAAGAAAACCCCACAACAUACAAGGAAGCCCUGGAUGUGUACAAGAAGGUGCCCGCUCUGAUGAAGCAACAACAAGAUAAAGGUGUGCCUCUGACCGUGUGGCUAUAUCCUCUCAAUCUUUUAGAUAGUAAGGCUGCAGAGUUGGUGAGGGAAAUCUGUUUAAACAUGGUGUGUGAAACAGAAAGUUUGCUGGAGGACCUUGAUGAAAUGGAGAGGAUAUGCAAAGAUUUGAUGAAAAGACAAAUAACGGAUGAGUUCCCUGACCUAAAAAACAGGUUGCUGAAGUUUCAUGCAUUACACAAGAAUUACAAAUGUUCAUUCAAGAAUGCACUGUUCAGAGUGCUGCCAGCUAUUCGGGGUGGGAGACAAGAAGACAAGGCACUGGGGGACAUCCUGAACAUCCAUUACAGAUCACCCUUCAAUGUAAGCAACAUGAGCAAAUGGUUAGAUGACAUUACAUCUGAAUUAAAUAUAUUGAGCUCCUAUACCAGUGGACUGAAGGACCUCGCAGUUAUAAAAUCAUCGGGGUCACUCAAUUCCAUCUGUCUUCAUCCUGAUGUUGAUGCAGUGGUAUGUUUGUCAUUUACAUCUCUAAAUUAUGAAGACGCUUACCUUGCAGCUCUAGAAGAGUUUAAGAAAUCUGAAGCAUUCACGAUGUUGCGGCAGACAAGUGAGAGAGAUUUCAUUCUCCAUGCAGCACAGCCUUGGUUUACUUCUCCAGACAUUUCUGCAAGGAUGAAGCAGAAUCUUUCUCUCUUUACAACUUUUUCAAUGGCCAAUAAAAAUGAGAAGAGAAUCAAAUUCAUCAUUGCGUCCAUAUCUGAUCCCAGCAAUCCUGGAACCUCCAUCCAACUUUAUCAGAAUGGCAGUCUAAAAAAUCCUAAGUUCCAGCCUGUAUCCAAACCUCCCAAACCUGUGGUGGAGACCAGUGAUGGGAAAGUCACCCUGAAGCUUUCAAAAUCCCCAACUGGAGAAACAGUACACUUCAGAGUUGAGUACAGGCUGACACCUUCAACUGAUUCUGAAACUGAUGUUGAGGAAUGGACAACCAUAGACACGUCAAAUAUGCAGAAUAUCUUCACUUUGGCUGGACUAAAGCAAGAAGAACAAUACUGGGUUCGAUACAGAGCUGUUAGUAAUGAGGGAAUAAGUGAUGCCAGUGAUUCUGUUCACUUCAUCUUUCGUAGGAAGCUCAAUGUCACAGUGGACCAAUGGAACUUCUCCAUGCCCACCCUUAUUAAUGAACAAAGGACUAAAAUAAUGACCACUAUCGGCAUGUCAAGAUGGUCUCCAUCUACUAUCAUGUCAGAAGUUACAAAUGUUGUCAACAAUCCUAUCAUUCCUUACACUGAGGAAAUCCAUGGAGGAAUGGCUUUGUACCUCCAAGGGGUUGUUUCUGCAAAAACGUUGUUAUUGGCUUACCUACUUGGGCUGAAGGGUGAUGACAUUACUUUUCACUUCAGUCGUUGGUUCAAUAUAGAUGAGUUCUUUGGUCAGAAUAGUGAAAUGGUAUGCUGUGAAAUUUCCAAAGGAUCUGCUUUUGACAUCUUUAUUGUGAAAAACACAGAAGGCUAUGAGGUAUAUAUAAAUGGUCAGAGGUCUCCAAAGCAGUUCAAUCAUCGCAUACCAAUGGAGAAUUUGACUACACUUGUAAUUUCUGGAGAUGUCAUAAUGAACACUAUUGGUAUUGUUGCAAACUGGAGCACAUCUACUUUUGGUAAGGAAAUAAUCACUGGCAUCUCACGCACAAAGAGUUCUGACAUCCAGUCUGAUGUGCCGCAUCCAGUCUGCAACCCUCACAAACCAUAUUUGGAAUCAAUUCCUGGAGUCUUGAGACCUGGUGUGGCUUUGUUUUUCCAAGGGAUUGUUCCGGCAGAUUGUAAUUGCUUUGAAAUAAAUUUGCAGACUGGGCCGAAUUUGCAGACCCUUCAUGACAUUGCUCUCCACUUUAAGCGAGGCAAGGACUCUGUGGUCCUUAACAGCUGCAGGAAUGGAACAUGGGAACAUGAAGAGAAGGCACCAGAAAACCCAUUUGUCCAAGGAGGAGCUUUUGAUAUCAUCAUAGUGAUUAAACCAGAAUGUUAUGAGAUGAUGGUGAAUGGCCUGGAGUACUGCAGUUUCAAGCACCGUAUAUUGGUGGACAAUGUGACUACACUUUACAUCAGGGGAGACAUCUUCAUGAAUACCUUUGCCCUUACUGAAGUGGAGGAUAUUAAUCUGAAAGUCACCAAUCCUGCCAAUAUUUGAGGAUUUGAAACUUUUGCAAAAUCAAUUACUUUUUUUUGUUAUAGAAAGUAUAUCAGAAUCACAUGACAUGAAGACAUGAUUUGUCUUUUUAUUAAUCAAUUACAUUUUUUGCUACUGACCAUUCUUAUGAGAUUUUUCUUGCUUAUUGUUUUUUUAAACGAUUGCCAUAUAUUGUUUACUACAGAUUUAUUGUACCUUCAUUUUUGUUCACUUCAUCUUUAAAGCAGUAAUUAGAGCAUUAGGGCAUUAGAGCAAUUAGUCCAUGGCUAAAACAGACUUAACUACGUAGGAUUACUGUUCCAAAUGAUGAGAUGUUUACCACGUAAAAAGUCAUAUCCUUCUCCAUGAACUUAGGUUAUGAAUAUAAAUACAGUGAAGUAGAGGGUAAUAAUUAGCUACUGGAACAAAGCAAGUGUUCACUAGUUAAUUGUUCUUAUCAUUUUAAAAAAUCUGAUUAAAAACCUCUGCACAUCCUUUCACACUAACACCAAAUGUGAGGUUGAAGUGGACACAGAUUAUUAUUUAAGUUGUCAGUUCCUCCUUAAAUACUGAUGCAAAUAAUGUAUUGCACCUGUAGAGAGUGCUCAUUACACAUUUCUAAAAACAUGAUCUAUGUACAGUACUGUAAAGCAGAACUGUACUGGCUAAUUUUACCUCUUGCACAAAUGUAUUAUGCUUGCUUUGUUAAUAUUAUGAACUGAGAAACAAUUUACUUCUUGAUUAAAACAUUUUAACAAUGUACUGAUAAUAAUCAUGGAAUUAAAAGCUAUAAAACCAAUAAAAUAAUACAUUUACAUUUGUGGUUGAAUGUGACAAAAUGUGCAAAAGUCCAAAGGGUAUGAAUAUUUUUGCAAGGCACUGUAUCCACACACACACACACACACACACGUUAGAGGCAGGAAAAAAUGGGCAAGCAUAAGUUUGACAUGGGCCAAAUUGUGAUGGCUAGAUGACUGGAUCAUCUCCAAAACUGCAGCUCUUGUGGGGUGUUCUCGGUCUGCAGUGGUCAGUAUCAAUGGUCCAAGAAAGGAACAGUGGUGAACCAGUGACAGGGUCAUGGGCGGCCAAGGCUCACUGAUGCAAUUGGGAAGCUAAGGCUUGCCCGUUUGUUCCAGCCUGAAAUUUUUUCUUCAUUUCACUCUGAAGCUUUAUUUCACUCUGAAUCUUAGGAUGCUUCAUGAGAAGGCCUGCUAUAGGUUUUUUUGUCUAAAAUCCUCUUGUCCUCUUCUUUAAUAUUCUUUAGUGCUAAUGGUGUUAACUUUAUGUUGUGUGCUUAUCAUACUAUAUCCUACUCUACCACAAUAUACUUUAAGGCCUUACUUGUAAAAGAUUGAUGGUUUCCUACAUCUUACCAUAAUAAAU
Molecule: messenger RNA, 4319 nt
Organism: Hemibagrus wyckioides
Lineage: Eukaryota; Metazoa; Chordata; Actinopteri; Siluriformes; Bagridae
Product: cytolytic toxin-alpha-like
Exons: 12
Coding region: 75-2957 (960 amino acids)
Molecular function (GO): protein binding; carbohydrate binding
Source: RefSeq, a predicted model, not a curated record